Molecule: messenger RNA, 2664 nt
Organism: Octopus sinensis (East Asian common octopus)
Lineage: Eukaryota; Metazoa; Mollusca; Cephalopoda; Octopoda; Octopodidae
Product: collagen alpha-1(XIV) chain
Exons: 4
Coding region: 273-1505 (410 amino acids)
Source: RefSeq, a predicted model, not a curated record
AGAUCAAAGCAGACAACUAUGAUUUUGUGCACAUCCCUCUACAGGUUUUUAGUUUCAGAUAUUAAACGUAAUGCGAUGCUAGUGACCACCCCUUUGCGUUGUUACACUGGUUGCUUUGUUAGGGGGUUCUGAUACACCUACUUUCGGAGUGCACUAUCAAGCAGCUCAGUUUAGGGACUUGCCCACCGAAACACCUACCUCUACAGCAUAUAAUAGUAGUGGUCCAGCCGUAUUUCUCACACAUUUCUACUUUCAGCCGUUAGCAGUGGAAUAUGGUAUUCAACACACUGAUUUACCUCGGCAUGAUUUUGCCGCUUGUACGGUGCGGUUACAACAGGCUACAUGAAACAUCCUGUAGUCAUCCUGCAGACGUGGUAUUUUUGUUAGACUGCUCAGGAAGCCUCAGAAGAGAUGAAUUUUAUGAACAAUUAAACUUUAUGAGGAAUUUCGUAUCUGAAGCUGAUGUUUCACGAAGUGUCGUAAGAGUUAGUUUAGUGACAUUCUCAACUUAUCCCAGAACGGAAUUCUUUUUAAAAGAUUAUCGCACCAAGCGAGAUGUGAUGGCUGCCAUUAGCAGAACACGCUAUCGUGGUGGACGGACUCAUACAUGGACGGCAUUAGAUUAUAUACGUAAAUACUCCUUUUCACCAAAAUUUGGAAGCCGGCCGGGUGUUCCUAAAAUCUUAAUCGUAAUAACAGAUGGAGGCUCUAACGAGAGAUAUAAGACAAUACGGUCUGCAAGAUUGAUGAAAUCACGAAAAAUACGAACAUACGCUAUUGGAAUUGGGAAUCAGUUAAAUCAUGACGAACUAGUAAAUUUAGCCUCAAAGAGUACUUUCAUAUUUCAUGUACCGAAUUCCCAUUCAUUGAAAAAGAUCCAAAAUGAUGUUCGAAGAAAUGUAUGUCGCUCAGUUUGUGAUAUUUGGCCUGCUGACAUUGUAUUUCUGUUGGACGAUUCCACCAGUAUAUGGGACAACGAUUAUCAAAAACAACUCACAUUCUUGUCUGAGUUUGUGAAAGAUAUCACUAUCGGUCCAAAGAAAUCACAAAUAAGCGUGGUGACAUUUAGUUCUCGGCCAAAGACACAAUUUUGGCUGCGAGACCAUUUGAGUAAAACGGAAGUAUUAAGCGCCAUUAAACAUAUCGAUCGAAUGUAUGGAGACACGUACACAUCUGACGGAUUACGAAUGAUAAGAGAACACAGCUUCUCACCUCGAUACGGCGGAAGAAUUAAAGCUUCACACAUUGUUAUUGUUAUAACAGAUGGCAAAUCAACUAUACCAACAGAAACUGUAAACCAAGCAAAAAAGCUACAUGAUACAAAAGCAAUAGUAUUUGCAAUCGGUGUCGGUCGCCGUGUUGACCCAAUAGAACUAAAUAGCAUUGCAAGUGAACGUCAAUUUGUCUUCCAGGUUGACAGCUACGAUGCUUUGACAACGAUUAAAACAAAACUCUCUCAAAAAGUUUGCACACUUUCCAUAACAAAAGUAGGAGAAUGGGAUUAAAACAAAAUACUUCAGAUUUUAAGUACAAUAAGGUAUUAUUUGAUUUCACACGCAAACGUGACAGUUCCAUAAAUUUAGAUAGCUUUCGCAGUUAUUAUGUUUAUAAGAAACCGAAGUGAAACUUGAGUGAAAGUUUUGAAUAUUUGAUACUAAAUUCGUUUAAGGGUUUGAAAAGCCUGAAAAUAUUUAGCACCCAAUUUCACUGAAACGUUUGUCAGAAAUACAAAAAGAGAUUGUCUAGAUGGAGUAGUUACCGAAAAAGUGUUGACAUUCUUUUAAAGAGUUUGUAGCAUAAUUAUUGAUUAUUUAUUCUCCAACCCCAAAUCCAAAAAAACAUCGCUGAAGUGUAUCGUAUUUGGAAAUACAUUUAAUCACGAUGUGAAAUUUACAUUGAAAAACUAAAAAUGAAUGCUGCAAAAGGUGAAAGUAUUCAAAAGUCAAUACAACUACUAUUACAUUCCGCGAUAUUGCAACAGAAUAACUCAAACAUUAUUUUUCUGUUCUGUUAUAUUUUUCUCUCAUAUUUUCUGGAAAAAAGUGGUGAAUAUUGAAGAGAUAACAAAUAUACUAUAACACUUCUGUGAUUUAAAUUACCAUUCAUUCGUGACAGGAAGGCAUUUUCAUAAAGUUUUAACAAAGAAUAAGGAAGUUAAUAGUAACUAAUUUAUCAUUGUACUACCAUCACAAUAUCUUACAUAUUAUUGUUAACAUUUUAGCUUUGACUGGAAUUUAGGAUUGUAACAUUAUGGAAUCUGCAGUUGACUGCCGCAAUGCUUAAAGAAUCUGACAAAAUACUUUCUGGUAGAUGGUAUUUUGUUGAGUUCUUUUUCACUUUGUGUUCGAACCCAUGAAGUCGGUUUUGCAUUUCAUCCUUCCGAAGUCAAUAAAAUACAUACAAGUCAAGUAUGUUUUUCAUCCAUUGUCCCCUCUCCACAGAAAAUUGUGACGCCAACGCUUAAAUUGUGGUUUGGAUGUUUGUUAUCUUUUCCCUGACUGAGGUGACGUUCUUCUGUAAGAAAUCAUUUCACCCAGGUGUACAAUAUAAAAUGUUCAAAGAAAAAUGAAAGAGAAAAAGAAAGAAAUAUGAACAACAAUGAAAAACGAUUUGUUAAUAUAUGCAGUAGAGACAUUAAAAUUCAAAAAACUUAUUGUUGAAGUU